Molecule: messenger RNA, 1136 nt
Organism: Brassica napus (rape)
Lineage: Eukaryota; Viridiplantae; Streptophyta; Magnoliopsida; Brassicales; Brassicaceae
Product: HVA22-like protein k
Exons: 7
Coding region: 407-979 (190 amino acids)
Source: RefSeq, a predicted model, not a curated record
GUGGCGGGAAAUGUUGUGCGCCGCCGGGAUGAGACCGGUCCAGCUAAGCCAGUUCGCUGACUUUCAAGCUGAGUGCUUACUGGAGAAGGCGCAGGUCAGAGGGUUCCACGUGGCUAAACGACAGGGAGAGUUGGUGCUGUGCUGGCAUGGGAGGGCACUCGUUGCCACGUCAGCGUGGCGCUUUUAGAUAACCGUAUUAUAGACUUGUUUGGUUUAACAAUGAUAUAGAAUCGAAUUUCGGUUUAUCACUUUUUCCCUUUAAUUUUAAAUAAAUAAAUAAGCUAGUAAUAAUAUCGUCAAGACACUGGUUAAACUAGAGUCUUCAAAUCGUUCAUAAGCCCUAUUCAGAACAGGGGAAAGUGUGUAAAAAACAGAGUUUGUCAAUCUGCUUCAUAUAUUCCAAUCCAUGGCGCUUAUCGGAUCCGGCUUAGCCAGUGAGGUAGGGUUACGUGUACUGCUUUCUCCACUUGGUUCCAACAUCGUACUUCGUACAGCAUGCUGUUCCGUUGGCAUAGGGUUGCCUGUAUACUCCACUUUCAAGGCAAUUGAGAAUAGAGAUCAGAAUGAACAACAUAAAUGGCUUACUUACUGGGCAGCUUAUGGUUCUUUCAGCCUUGUUGAAGUGUUCACGGACAAACUCAUCUCUUGGUUUCCGCUAUAUUAUCAUGUGAAGUUUGCGUUCCUCGUCUGGCUUCAACUUCCCACCGUAGAUGGAGCGAAACAAAUAUAUAACAACCACCUUCGCCCUUUCCUAACACGACACCAAGUUAGACUGGAUGGACUCGUGAAUGGAGUAUAUGAGCAAAUGCAUUUGCAGGUCAAGGUCAUUAGGUCACACCAAGGAGAGAUACGUUUUGUGCGAUCAAUGAUUAUCAGAAUCUUGGGAUCAGUCAAUGAAGUUGCAUCACCAAGCCAACGACAAGGAGAAAUCUCAAACACUAGCCCUGAACCAGAAUCUGAAUCCGAUCAUGAAGACUAAUAGAACAACAAAUGUAUUCAUAGCUUUGCAGCUUUUAAACACUUAUGUCAAACGAUUGUAAUGGUCACGUAAAUCUCGAAUUACUUUUAGAGUGGUAAAACAAAUAAGUGUUGAAAAAUCCCUAUAAUCCGUUAUAAAGCAGCUCCAUGUUUCCUCA